Molecule: messenger RNA, 1416 nt
Organism: Tetranychus urticae (two-spotted spider mite)
Lineage: Eukaryota; Metazoa; Arthropoda; Arachnida; Trombidiformes; Tetranychidae
Product: ubiquitin-conjugating enzyme E2 R2
Source: RefSeq, a predicted model, not a curated record
AUGAUUCGUUGCAUAAUGUUGAACUUCAAUAUCUCUGAUCUCCUCUGUUCCUGCGAAUACUUUUUACCUGGCAAUAUUAUUAGUGAGAAAAGGACUCUUCUCAAAGCCUAAAAAUGUUGAAAUGUCAUGUUUUUUAGGUUCAUUACCUGAUCCUUUUCAUUGUGUUUGGAUUGUCCCAAAUAAAUAUCGAUAACAUCGAUAAUAUUGAUAUCGUAAAUUUUUCAUAUCGAUAUUUUCGAUGAUAUUAUUUUAAUAUCGCCCAUUUUUUUACCUUGUCGUGCUAUCUGUUACUCUUUGCUCUUACCUCUUUAUAAGUGUUUUUUAGACUCUAAAGUUUUUGGCUUGACUCAAGCCACUUGAGUCAAGCAAAAGCUUUUCUUUAUUUGAAUUUCCUACCAUUUCCUACAUAUCGAUACCAUCUUUCAAAGUAUCGAUACGUAUUGCUAAGUGAAAUAUCAAUAUUAUUAUACUCGUAUCGUAUCGUGCAACACUAUAAGUGUUCCCAUCCAUCAAUCAUCCAUUAAAUCAUUUGAUUGUAAUUAGUUCAUCUUAAAAAUGGGACAAGCGUCGAGUCCAACCACAUCCGCAUUACGGGCACUCUCAAUGGAAUUUAAAUCUCUUCAAGAAGAACCAGUGGAAGGUUUUAGUGUUAAAUUAGCAGAUGAGGAUAAUCUAUUUCAAUGGGAAGUAGCCAUUUUUGGCCCUCCGCAUACGCUUUAUGAAGGUGGCUAUUUCAAGGCAAAUAUGAAGUUCCCUGUCGAUUAUCCAUAUUCGCCUCCAACACUUAAGUUCCUUACUAAAGUUUGGCAUCCUAAUGUGUAUGAGAAUGGAGAUUUAUGUAUAUCUAUUUUACACCCCCCAAUCGAUGACCCACAAAGUGGUGAACUUCCUUGUGAAAGAUGGAAUCCAACUCAAAAUGUUCGGACUAUUUUACUGAGUGUUAUUUCCUUGCUGAAUGAACCAAACACCUUUUCACCAGCCAAUGUGGAUGCAUCAGUUAUGUACAGACGAUGGAAAGAUUCAUCAGGAAAAGACAAAGAAUAUGAAAAUAUCAUUAGGAAACAAGUUGCUGCCAGUCGAUAUGAAGCAGAGAAAGAUAAUGUUGUUGUUCCAACAACAAUUGAAGAAUACUGUAUCAAGUAUAAAUCAAAGCCACCUGAAAUGGAAGCUGAUCUAGCUGAUUUUUAUGAUGAUGACUAUGAAGAUAUGGAUGAUGAUCUCGAUGAAAGUGAUGAAGGUUAGAAUGAAUACACAAUCAAAUUUGUAAAUUUACCUAACCUUCCAACCAAACCAUGAUUAAGCCUAAAUCAAUUGUAAAUUCAACUGUUGAAUAUAAUGAUAUAACUAAUAUAAAUAUGAAACUUAAUAAAAUUUGAUUCAUUAGCUAUUUAUUUAAAAGCUGAUAUUUUAAACGAA